AUGCUGCUAUGCAGUAUACUGCGUGGAGCGCUAUCCGCGUCUUUAGGCACCGUCGUGCAGAUUGCGAUCUUCUUGCUGCAAAAUUCCAAUAUCUCGAGAGUGCUCGCAUCUAUGCCACCAGGAGCCGAAGACGAGAUUAUCCUGAUCGAACAUUUACCGGGACGACGGGUGCACCUUCAGGAUUUUUUCUGGACCGGCCUGGAAGACGCGCCGCCAUGGGUGGAUCCCAAUCAGGGUUUAACUUUUUACGAGACCAGGACAAUCGUUCACACUGUUACUGUUUAUACCCCGACCGAUGAGAAAGGCCCAGACCCCAUAUCGCCUCAUCGUCCAGAUACUUACAAUCCGGAAUGUGUCACGUGCAUAGAACCAACACCCAGAUUGGACGACGAUGAAGAUCAGAGUAUCGGAGUUCUUAUCGGAGAUGAUCCAGGCCCAAGGUACUGGCUGUUGACGGUUCUUCGACCAGGCGAGGCCGUACCACCUAAAGUUGAGCUUCGUUUAGCUCGCUUGUAUCGAGCCGCGUUUUCCAGACAGCAGCAACGGCAUCUCGGUCUUUUGUCGACGGAUCCACGAUCCCGAAGAGAUGCAUUGCUACGCGAUUUUCUUAACCGAAAGAACAUGCAAGAACGUUUUGGAACUUCGUCCCAAGUGAGAAUUUCGCAAGAAGAGAUUCCCGCAAAUUCAACCGAAGUUCAACAAUCCGAAUUGACUAUCGGUACCGUCGAAAGUUCUUCGAUUUAUACAAAAACCGAAGCGAGCGUCCCAACCUUAGUCGACGAUAAACACUUUUUGAAUGUUUCACAAAUGAAAUCCAUGAGAAUGAUCGAAAUUCCCAAGCCGAAAAAGUUGCUGCCGAUGUUCGACAUGGAUGCGACGAGCGACAUGGAUGCGACGAGCGAUUAUGAAAAACCUAUAAAAGAUGAUUUUGCUCUAAGGAAAAUCAUAAAAACAUUGAAAGGAGAAACAAAAUCCUUGUCUACGCAGAACGAUGAAUCUGCAACCAUUCAUCCAACCUAUCCUGUUGGAACUGGGAUUCCCGAUUUCCCGCCGAGCGAACAAUCCCCGCCGGAAUUGAUGCCAAUUCCCUCGGAUUCGUCUGAUCCAAAAUUGAAUUCCGAUAGCAUCCCCAAAAGCCGAGCUAGCGAUAAUGCGAGUGCAGAUAUGCGCUCCAGAUUGCGUUUAGCGGACGGCUCGAUUCCGGGGGUCGUAAAAGUCAGGAUGCAGAAUACGAGCGUUAUCGAGGGUGGCGCGACGAGACUGAUCUAUUCGGUUCAUCUCGACGGUAAGCCCGUUCCUGCUGAAACGGCCGCGAGAGACAUGGCACUUCUCUCACCCCAGGAAGUCGCUCUGGAACUCGGUGCUCCGGUGAUUAUUCAAAGCGAGCCCUAUCUGAAGGAGAGUAGACCUCUGGCUCUAUCGAGAAGAAGAGACGCGUGGCUAUUGGUUGGUGCUGCUGGUGCAGGUUUUGUUUUAUUAAUCUUGGUUCUCACCGGCUUAAUUUUGGUUGCUAAAAGAAAAAGGGCGCACAGCGCUGUCGUUGCACCACCGAACAAAAGUAUUCUUAAGAAGGAACGUGAAUAUGCAGCCGCUUCGUCCGGUCUCGAUAACACUGCGUUUUCAACGUCGGAAACAGAGAUUAAAACCGACGGUACCAGUCAGCGACAAACUCCGCGGACUUUAUCCCGAACUCCAAUCACACCCGACACGCCCGACAGUCUGGAAUUAGGUGUUCAUGAAGUUUCCAGCGACGACGACGAAGAACUAAAGAAGACUCGCGGAUCGGUUCCUUGGAAUAUCCAAGAACACGCGGCUAAGAAAGCUAGAGCGUCGUAUGGAAGAAUGACGAGAUCGAACGCAAUGGACCAAUCCGGAUCACCGGAUUCGUUAACCGAUCAUAUAGAGACGUUGACAUCUUUGGAAAAUGGUUAUGUAAAACAUAAAGAAGAAUCUACCGCCUCACCGCGAUCUUACUUAUCAAUGCCAUCAUGCAAACAAUUUCCUAGUAUGCGCACCGUAGAACCACUAUCAAGAGUAUUGGAACCUGUCAUGGUCAGACAUUUAGACAUUGAUUCGCCGGAAUUAGUGCGUCACGAUAGAGACGAUAAUAUCGACGACACAUUCCUUGCAAGAACGUCGAGUGCUUCGAAGGAUCCUGGAGCUAUAGGACCGAUCGUUUGGAGUCUUAACAAGCAAAUGUUCUCUACAGAAGGUAACGGUACGUCCGAAACGGAUGUCGAUGGAGUGUAUCGUCUACCAUCCGGACCCGUGGGUCGCGCCAGAAGGAGACUCCACGAGUUGCUCGAGGACUCCUUCAGUCUCUUCGGAAGUAGAGACAUCAAAAUCAAAGAGACACAACGACCGCCGCCGAUCUCCGUUGCACGAGGAGAAGAUACACUCGCGAUCUUUUCGGAGACCAAAGGCAAAUCCACCCAUGUCAGCCCAAUAAUAACGCCAACAAUGGAAAUGAAGACACGACCUCGUACAUCAUUACCACGUAGAGUUCUGGAUGAGGAUAUCCCGGAAACUGGCCAAGCUGAAUCAAUCCAGUCUCGCGGUACCUGGGGUUCAAGGCCACUCAGCGCGGGGCCGUUCCACAGACCGAACUUGCCGGAAGUGGACACCAGGCGUAUAUUGGCGGACAGCAGACUUCCACCGGAAGAUCCCGCGGUACCUUUAAUCGCGUCGAUCAAAAAGGAACUUGAAAAAUUCUCGCCUUAGUAGAAUCUAGUAGACAAGUAGGAUGCAAUAUUAGCUUAAAUUCUCGCAAAGUGAUAUACUAAUCUUAAGUCGAAAAACAGUGUAUAUAUUCGAUCAAACUUUUUCACAAAAUUUUAUAACUUGACGUCGAAGUUUUCUAUUAUUCGGAUUAUAAUAUAGCAAACAUUUUACACGUAUCAUAAAUAUUAUAAGAAACAAAAAGUAAAUCAUGCCAGCAAUUUCGUUGUUAUAAAUUGAAAUUGUGCCACCGAAUUUAACUUAUUAAUCAGUCACUGUACAUAUCAUUGAACGAUUACAUAUAUAGAAUACAAAUGCAAUACAAUCAUAAAAGUUUGACUGAUUAAAUUAUAAAAACAUUAAGAUAAAUUCUUGUGACUGAUUCAUACAUCAUAGAAAUACAGCUGUAACUUAAUUAUAUAAAAAUGCAAUAAACUUAUAUAACA
Molecule: messenger RNA, 3164 nt
Organism: Pogonomyrmex barbatus (red harvester ant)
Lineage: Eukaryota; Metazoa; Arthropoda; Insecta; Hymenoptera; Formicidae
Source: RefSeq, a predicted model, not a curated record